This is a messenger RNA of Metopolophium dirhodum (rose-grain aphid), 2747 nucleotides long. RefSeq names its product radial spoke head protein 3 homolog B (gene Rsph3). The record is from RefSeq and is a predicted model, not a curated record. The transcript has 9 exons. Lineage: Eukaryota; Metazoa; Arthropoda; Insecta; Hemiptera; Aphididae. Gene Ontology annotation, cellular component: cilium. The coding region runs from base 190 to 1719 and encodes 509 amino acids.
CGAGUCGUCGUCGUCAUCGUCGUCGUCGCCGGCCAGUAAAUUCAGUGCCGUUCGACCCGAUGGCCGUCGCGUUUGUCAGGUGUCGUCGUCGUCGUCUUCGUCGUCGCCGUCGUCGCCGCGGCGGUUCACUGCCGGAAGUCCGUCCCGACGUUGUUUCCGGUUGUUGACUGACCGGAAAAACAAGUCGGCAUGCGGGAGAACAACAGCGGUACCGACGGCAGCGGCGGAGACGAUCGCACGACUUCGUCGUCGUUCACGGUCAUCGACGACGACGACCAUCAACACGACCACCGCAGCCGUCGCCGUCACCGCGAUCACCAUGGUCACCGAGAUCGCCAAGAUCACCGGGAUCAGCACCCACGCGACCGGGACCCGCGACACUUUGCCCGGUCCCUGGACUCGAAGCUCAAAAAGCUGCAGCAGCGGCACCCCGGCGACGGCGUCAAGCAGCGCUCGUCCAGGAAACCCGUUUUCGUGACCACAGUGAAAACGGGCAUUUUCCUGGACCCGCCGCCCGACCUAGCCGCCCUGCUCGGGCUCGACGACCGUUCGUCUCAGUCCGGCGUCGACUCGGACCGAUACUACUCGUACUCGAGCAAGCCGCGCGUACUCCACGACAGGCAACACCAACGGUGCACAGUCUCUUAUUCUUGCCGGAAAACCGACGGGCAACCCGAUAUGUGCAAACAAAUGGGUUACACGAACAUCAUGCAUGACAAACGGGUGGUCAGAGGCAGUAAUUUUGCAAAAAAAUCGUUCCGUCCAAAAUGGAACCCAUAUUUUGGGUAUGCUAAACAGUUGUCGUCGGAGAUGGGUAAAGAGUCACCCGCUGCACGGGAAGCGGAAGCUCGUCGACGGGCCAUGGCCAGGAAAAAAGCCAUAGACUACCAGACCAGGGCUAUGCGAUUACACCUGGGAGCGCCGAAACUUCCCAGGGGCCGACAGAACGUGGACAUCCAAACCGAUGUACAUCUAGAAGAAUUGUACGAUUAUCCAGUAUCCCAGACGUUCGGGGCGCAGACUGAAUUCGAUCAAGAGAUGUUCUCGAAUCCGGGAACUGGGACGUCCGCUGGCACCGACGCUUCUACCCAAGUAGACGACAAAGAUUUAUUCGACUUCGACACCGAGGUGACGCCGAUAGCUGAAGCUCUAAUAUCUGACGCCUUCAGAACAGCCAUGCAAGAAGUGCUCUACGAAGACGAGCUGGAGACGAGGGCCCGGCAACAAAGGGCGCUGUGCAUGAGGCGCAAAGUCGAGGAGAUAGAAAUGAAGAGACUUCAAUACCAAGACGAAAGGCUGAAACAAGUUAUCGCUGAACACACGAAAAUGUUCGACGAAGGCGAUGAAAGAGAAAAACAACGAAUCUCCUCGACGUUGACUUCGGACCGUGUGACUGAUUUGUUGCCCAAAGUACUUGACGAUCUGAGUGAAAAAGGACUCACAACCACGACUGGAAAUAAAUUAGAAAGUCCAGAAUUCGUGGCAUGGCUGACGGAAGAACUGCAAGCUGAUAAAACGAAACACGCCGAGAGCGACGAAAUUUUGAAAAGUAUGAUUCACGAUUUAAUAAGUCGUCGUUUGGAUUCAUACAACGAAACUACUGACGUGAAGGAUAUUGAACGACCCGAAGAACUAUUUAAAGAAAUCGAAUCGAUAACAUUAGAAUCUGACAAAAAAAUUGAAUCAGAUAGCUCGACAAAAGCUGCUAAAGAUAGCUAGAAAUUAGUUAAUACUUAAGAGCGUUUCGUUAAGAGGAAAAAUAAAGUUUCUACGAAUUUUUCCCACUUCAUACGGCACAGAAUGUAUUUGGACAAAUAUCGAUAGGUGUUAUACAUGUGUCUUACAUAUUAUAAAAAUAUACAAUUUAAUAUAAUCGUAUAAUAUAGGAACAAAAUUAAAUAUUACAAUAUAGGUAUGCCCUAUACGUAUGAGACAGUGAAGCACUGAAUGUUAAGAUACACUCUGUUAAACAAACAUUUAAGUACAAAUUUGAUUGGUGUUGACCACCAAGUAUAAAGACUUCUUCGUUGUUACUGUGGUCAUCAUAAAUCCUUAUCCACCAAGUCAGGCGUAAUAAGUUUCAACAUCAUGAAAUCCGAAAAUUGUAAUACUUGAAUUUCUAGAAAAAAAACAUUUUUUUAACAGUUUAAAUUCUAAAGUGAUUGUACACCAAUAGAGUAGGUAUCUAUAAAUAUAAAUAAACAUAAAUAUAAAUACUACCUAUAUUAUACAUAUUUUUCUUCGCGACAGUUUAUAAUAGUUUAAAUUAUGAUGAAAGCAAUGAAAUAUAAUACCUGAUUAGUUUUUCUCUCGCCCCGAUUUAAAAUUUUUAAAAACCUACGAACAACUCAGUGUAAACGCGCACCUAUACCUAUACAAUUACUAAGUGGGUAGCAAACAUAUUUUGAACCAAACAAGAAGUGGAGGAAACUAAAUAUUUUUGAAUAUUACAAUAUAAUAUUCGUUGUUGUGUAGUUUUAGAAAUCAAUAAACGUAUACUAUUAAUAGAUAAACACCGAGACGAUGAGCUUCAAUCAAAAUAUGAUACGUUGUUAUAUCGUUAUAAUAUAUACAUAUUACAUACUACAUAUUAUAUAGAUUGAAAAAAAUAACGUACUGCUAAAUAUAUUAUUAUAUUAUGUGAUUAAUUAUUAUUAUUAUUAUUAUUAUUAUUAUUAUUACAAAUUUGUUGAGUCGUAUCAAAAGUCUAUGUAUUUUUGAAUAUAUAUAUUAUAUUAUAUAAUAAA